AUUUAUCUUAAAAUUUGUAGUACUAGUAACCCCUGGACUAAUGGUUUCUUCCAUAUCCGAGCCACCCGUCAUGCACUUCGAUAAACAAAGUCACGUGAGGAUUUCGAUUUCACCUUUUUGCAUCAAUUAUGAUAAUGAGUAGCUGACAAAGUUCGUCGUGUUGCCCUUUCCUGCAACUAAGUUUGCCGGUUUUAGUCCAAAAUAACGUCGGCUAGCAGGUUGCAGCGAUGCCUGGGCCAGUGGAGAGGUGGCUCGACACGUUUAUGUGUGGACAAUACGCCGAAAUCUUUCACAGAUUCGGAUUUGAGACGCUUCAAUCGGUUUGCCAACUGCAACUGCACACGCUCCAGCAGAUGGGAGUAAAGCCCGAGGACUGCGAGAAAAUCUUGGAAAACGUCUCCGUGUUAAAACAGACGAUCCUGGGGUAUCGUUCCACAGCGGGGUCGACGCCGCCACAGAACGUCCCCAGCCUGCCCGACCCCGUCAGCGGCAUGCCCGCCCCGCCGCACCACACGCCCUCGCCGGGCCCCAACCCCAUCGUCAACCCGGCCAGCUCCGCGCUCAGGAACGUCGCCAGGAAUGCCACAAGUCGGGGGAUGUCAGGUACACCAGAGGGCUCUCAACUUGACCCCUACACUCACCCCACCUCCCCAGGCAUGGUUGGCCCACCGCCACAGAACUUCGACUCAGCGCCUUCCAAGCCUAUGUACGGUCCUCCAGGCUAUGUAGAGGAGCAGUACAGACCGCCACCCACACAAAAUGUGCCAAACCCACCCAAAGUCCAGCAGCAAACGAUGGGGCCGGGAUCGACCAUGAUGCCUCAGUACCCACAUCCACACCAGGUGGGCAUGGCAGACCCCGUCCCACCACACCCAGGCAGGCUCCCCAACGACCCAGGUGGACACCCAGGCGACCCGGCCAGGCACCCGGGCGUAUCACCUCAACUAUCGGAAACCCUGGCACAGAUCGAGCACCAGGCUAGACAACAACAGUACCAGAUCCCCCCUCCCAACCCCAGGUCAUCCCAAUAUGUACAGUACCAUCAGAGGAUGCAGCUCAUGGCUCGGCCACCAGGGGGCUCUUGGCCACAGUCUCCACCACCUCCCAUGUACCAGGGCCAGCAGGCAGGGAUGAUGGGAGGGCCACCCCAGCCCGGGCCACCUCACCUGAUGGGCCAGCAGCAGCCGCCGAGAUACGCCUCACCCCCACCCUACGGCCCCUCCAUGCAGCAGUCUGCCGGCAGCUACCCCCUGCAGGAGUUUCCCCCCACCUCCAUGAGAGGAACCCCCCCACCCAUGCACCCCUCCCAACAACUGGGCAUGCCCCAGCACCCCUCCAUGGGUCCGGGGUCCCCACCGUUGCCCCAGCAACGCCCCAUGUUCCUAGGUGACCCACGGGAGGAGGGUAUGAUGUACAGGGAGCAGCAGGUAGACAUGGGCCUCUACCCUCGCAUCAGAAGUCCGUCAGACGGACACAUGGGUCAGUUUGUCCCGCAGCGGAGAUUAAGUGCAGGGGAGAUGGAAGGGUACAUGGGGGGUCCCGCGGGGGUGCCUAGUCCCGUCCCGGGAGGGGGGCAGGGGUACCACCAUAUCAGACCCCCCAUGAGCAUGCAGUCACAGGCAGGGGAGAUGUACCGCUCCCCUCCUCCCCCUUCCAUGGACCAUCGGGGGCCGUCACCGUACUUGGUGAACGCUCAGGGGAUGGACAGAAGUGCCAUGCAGGGGGGGAUGGGUGGACUGAGUGGGUACAGAAGUCCCAUGGGUACUGUACAGAACCCUUCCUCUCCGCAUCUAAUGCCAGGCAGGGAAGGGAACCACUUCGUGUAUCCGUCCCCCGCCCAGCAAGCACAGCACUUCAGCCCCUCCCCCUCCCAGAUGCAGGUCAGGUCCCCCGUACCCCUGGGUUGUUCUAGCUCCAACACGAUUAGCUCUCCCUCCAACAUGGUGACGUCGCCCAUCUCCAACCCCUCCCCCGGCCCUGCCAUCCGGUCCCCGGGGAUGGGCCUUCACAUGCAGGGCAAGCCUGUCGCAGGGUACGUACAGUCCCCACACGGAGGGCCCUCACGCCUCCCCACCCCUGGGGAAUCCCCUGGCCCCGGCCCCUCCCCCUCACACAUGCAGUCCCCCCACAUGAUCAGCAGCCCUCCCCAGCAGGUCCACCCCCCACCCAGUAUGUACGACCCCCCAGACCCUCUCUACAGGACAGAGCCCUCGUACUGUCGCACAGACACGACAUUCAGUAGUUCCACCUUCGGUAGGCAGAGCCCCUACAUCCCCACUAGCAGUAACUUCAUCUCUGGAGUGAGUAGUUUGAACGCCCUAGCUUCCCAGGUGAACAACCUACCUAACACUGUCCAACAGGUGCCCCUCCCCGCUGACAUUGCCCCCAUCACAGGGGGGUCCAAACCCAGGCAGAGAAGGAAAACCAAGGAGGGGAACUCCAUGUCCCAGAACAUGGGCCCUUCCGAGGGACAGGAGAAUGCACAGAACUACACCAACCCACACACGCCACAACAGAUGGAAAAUUUUCGGCAGGUCGAUGGACCCCCUGAAAAAAGAACUAAACUGGAACACCCAGCAGAACCCAAGCCGAGCGUGUGUUCGGAUGGAAUUCACUGCGGGGAGCACGAAGGGGAUUCCAGUGUUUCCAUAGGAUUUGGGAAUGCAACUUCCUGUGGGGAUGCCAACUUCGGUAAUGGAUCUGCUGGCUGCUUUUCAACUACAACACAACAGGGUAAUAAUGUUAAGGAUGAAACGGUACCGGGAAUUCACAAAGAUCACAAUCCAACGUGCGAGGAUCACUCCGUGGAAAGAACUACAGUCGCGAAGUAUGAUGGUUCACAAAAUGAAACGAAACCGGAUCUUUUUUUAGGUUUACAGAGACCUCGCCAUAGUAAGUACAGGGAUAAAGGUUGUACAGACGUGAAGGAGGAGGAGCACUCCUCCAAACCUACGUGUAGUGUUGCGUCCAAGUGUUGUGAAAAUGGUUGUGUGGAAUGUUGUAGUGGUAACACCAAAGACGUGUCGUCUUCUGCCGCGGGGAAUUCCGACGUGUCCCUCUGUGAGGAAUGCGGGAGCGAGGAACGUGGUAAGGCACACGCGGAGGAGCUGCUUAACGGACCCGCGUGUAAGGUUUCUGUGAUUCAAAGCCAGGAAAGUCUGCGGAUCCAGUGUGUCACGGAUGAAAAGCACUUACCGAAUGGGCCGAGCAGUAGUGAGUCGUCGGACAUGUCCGGGGAUAGUGGAUUUCUGAGUGAUACGCCUCCUGAUGUCAGUAAAACCAAUGCAGAUGUUUCUCCUGACCACCCACUUUGUGCCAAAGACUCGUCAACUUCCCCCAAGAGAAACGAUACAGAGGACAAAAUACAGGUUCCACCGGUUAAGGCUGCAGAAUUGGAACCUAAGAAGGAGGGUUCAAAGAAAAAGAAGCGUUCGAGGAAAACACUGUCUACUGUGACCAAAUCACUCUUACUCCACCAGCCCGCUGCUGUGACGUCCCAGCAGAGCGUGGUUGCCUACCCUGUCAUCGUCCAAGUGUCCAGUUCGGAGGUAACAGGAACCACCAACUCCAUGACAGUCACAAGUACAACGUCAGGGUCAACCCUGGUGCCUCUGCAGGAGAACAGGAGUCCUCGCUCCUCAGAUGUCAGCCCAAAGGCUAACCCUCGCUCGAGCGAGAAAAAUUCUCCACCGAAUGCCAAAUGCAGUGGGGAUAGCAAGCACAUUACGUCACCGAAGCAGCCCUCAGUGAUCACAAAGAGCCCCAAGAGAAACUCCCCAAAUGCCACCACAUCAUCAACAGUGUUGGUUUCCAGUGCCCAGUCACCGUCUACCUCCACUGUAAGGUCAGUUUCUCCCAAGAGCAGCCUGGUUCUUACAGUGGGCUCCAGGGGUGUCGCUGCCCUGUCGAGUUCUGCGUCAGGCUCCAAGCUGCAGUCGGCUACAUCUCCCAACUCAUCUAAAGUCACUGCCAUCGUUUCCGACAGUUCCAGCGUAUCAUCCAGCGGAACAGUCGUGACGACGAGCCCGCUGUCGAUUAUCAGAACAGCGUCGGCCGGCUCUCCAAGCAUCCUGACCUUAAGCCCCAAGGCAGACUUCGCUGCAAGUCCUCGGAGUAGGCGCAAACAGAACUUGAUGCCCCUCUCCGAUGCGGAGGAAGAGACGAUAUGCGUCACUCGUACUGUUGACAACAGUUCGAAAGUGAAAGCACAGUUGUCACCAGGCGGAGAGCCCAACCAGCCCUCCAGCCCGAAGAAGAGAAAGUUAUCUGCCAUAGGUUCUCCUCAGAAAUCUUCCCCGAAAAAGAGACCAAAAGAGGAGAGACUGUCCACUGAGAGAAGUCUGUCACCAAAGAAGUCACCAAUGAAAGAUGUCCAUAAGGACUGGUCGAAAAUUCAGGUGGCAGAGACGAGUUUGUCGAAAAAGGAGAAUACGCUCUCUGUCUCUACUGUGAAGAUUUCUCCGAGAGAGAAUAACUCUCAUUCGACUUGCAGGAAACUGACUUGGGACAAGACGGAAAGUAAGACAAAAAAGGGAGGUGUGAUUAAAAGGACUUCAUUAGAAAAACCUCCCAGCUGUGGGACCAAACAGUCAAAGUAUUCCAAGUCAACACCAAUGCAUGAGUCAGAAGAUAGUAGUGUGAGAGAAGAGGCAGGCCUCAAUAAAAAACCUGUUCAGGCAAAGGAAACUUUGUCCACAACAGAAACUUCGCCCACAACAGAAACUUCACCCACUAAAGUCAGCCCUGUUCCUAAAAAAGUUCACUCUCCAAACUCCAAGUACAUCCAGCACGUAAAGUCUGAUGAAGUCAAGUCCGCAGACUUGAAGCCAGGUAUGAUCGUGGAUGGAAACCUCGUGGUCAUGCCAGAUGGUAGCCUAAAAAAGAAACGUGGCAGGCCGUUUGGGGCAAAGACCGUCAAUCGAAAGGCGGAGCUAAAAGGAAAGGGGGAGAAGGGAGAAAAGUCCCCAAAGAAAAAGACUUUGUCCAAAGAACCGUUUGAGUUCAGGACUACCAGUGACGGUGAGGAAAUAUCACUCACUAAGAGAGUUGAAACAAAGAGAGUAGAAACGGAGUCAAAGCCAGUUUGUAAAGAAGGGAGCCCAGCUGUGAAGCAGAAAGUCAGGGAGGAAACUCCCCCUAAGACCCUUACCCCUAAGACUGUAAGCAGGGAAGCAACUGCAGGGCUGAAGAGGAUGGUACGUGAUGACACCCCUACACAAGGUCCCAUAGUACGGAUCACCGGCCAGCUCGAGAGCCCGGUUUCGUGCACCGUGAUCAACAACCCAAACGAAGCAGACUCCGGCAAAAGUGAGCACAAAAAGAAGAAGCAGAAAAACAAGCACCACAGCCACGUGCACCACAGUCACCGGGAGAAGGUCUCAAGCAAGACAACAGAAAUAGACAUUGGCAGUGCACACCCCACACAUCCGGUCACACAUGCCAAAUGGGUGUGCUCCUUCUGUGGAAAGUCACCCAACUACAAAGAACUGGGCGACUUGUUUGGUCCCUACUACCUGGAAGGGAAAGGGAAAAGGCCGCUUCUGACCCAAACCAAAACACCGCCAAAACCUUCUGUGGACUUGAAAGACAACAAGUCUCGGAAAAGCAGAAGUAGAAACCCUUCAGAAGUUGGUGCCGAGCCCAAGCCAGGGCCUUCUGGCUUGUCCAGCCCAACCAAUACUCCACUGUCGAAAAGAAGACACAGGUCUCAGAGUGGUGGGGAGAAGGGUCGAAAGGCUGCUCACAAAGGUGGUGCCAAGGUGGCUGCCAGGAAAGGCAAGGAGGGAGGCAGUCCCCCGUGUUCACUGGAGGCUGUGGUUGUGCCAAUGUACCUGGAUGAGGUGUGGACACACGACCAGUGUGCUGUCUGGGCGAGCGGUGUGUUCAUCUUGGGAGGACGUCUACAUGGGCUCGAAGAAGCCAUCAAGGAAGCUCGGCAACAUUCCUGUAGUGAGUGUCAGACAGUGGGGGCUACUCUGGGGUGUGGCUUCAAAGGCUGUCAGCUGAAGUACCACUACGUCUGUGCUGUGGAUGCAGGCUGCUGUCUAAGUGAAGAAAACUUCUCUCUAAUGUGCUCCCAGCACAAGCACAAGACAAUAAGAUUUGUCCAGGUGUCUCAGCCGCGGUCCCAGCAGCUGACACCAGAUGAACCAGCGGCGCCGGAUGAGAAACGUGUCGCCGAGGGGGAACCGAUGGGUCUCGAGCUGGCCAGCACGUUGCCUGCAAGGAACACCCCUGCCUGUACCCCUUCUAGUGAUGCAGAGGGUAGAAAGAAACCGGCAGGCAAGUCCCAAAGGCAAGCUCUGUCUGUCGACAGGCCUGAGAGGGAAGGUAAAGAAGCUUCAUCAAAGCAGCAGGAACAUCCAUCCUCAGUAGCUGCCGAACCUGAGAAGAGCCUGUUUCCAUCAAAGACCUCUCGACAAAAGAACACUGUCUCAUCUAGCUGCUUGUCACAGCAGCAGAGACAAAGUUGUAGCACAGUAAAGUCAGCCUCAUCCAAGAAAAGAAACCUGGAAAAGCUUGUAGCUUCGAAGAUAAUUCUCGGCAAGGGUGGGGUGGUCACCAAGGGCAUCUCGUCACCACAAGUUUCCAAGCAGGCGAGUUCUGCACCAGCAAUGUCUUCCUCCGACACAAAAUCUGGGAAGGGUAGAACUGAGGUGAGAAGCUAUGUGGAUGAUUCUGACGAUUCGGAGGACUUUGACUAUGCCCCACCUGAGAAGGGGAACAGUGGGGAAGGUGAAAACCCAGACUCUAAGAGUGAAGACGACAGUAGUGAAGAUACAGGAGAGGAGACGGGAGACUCGUCCGAGGACUCAGAAGAAGAAGAGGAAGAUGAUAAGAAAGUACCAGAUGCGAUCUACGACAGGUCGUCCACACGAUCGGGUCGCACAGUGAAGGCCAGCCGCAGGCUCGACAAAUAUCUUCUGUUUUAAACUUCACAGCAUCUUGGUAGCUGGAUGUGAUGUGGAACCAAACCACUGUGGAAGGAAGGACGGGGGACGACUAGGCACUGGCUGUGGCUCCUAGGUCAAGGUCACCUUCAAUGUGACAGGUCUCUGUUGUGGCGGCAGGACCUUCCCUCGAACUUGACCUUGUACUUCACUUCACCAUCAAGCCAUGUGCCGACCCAGAGGAAUGUGUACACAAUGUACCCCUGUAAACUCCAUGCAUACAUGGUCCCUGUAUAUGUGAUAGGCUGUGGUACAUGUAUGCGGUAUAUAAAAUGUAUAUGUAUAUUAUUACUAUGUAGUUUGUAUACAUAAUCUCUACCACUGAAAAAAAGAGCAGGAUCCCUGUAUAUUGAUUUUUGAUUGUGAAGCAUGGGGAAAAACUUUAAAGAGAAACAUUUUUGUAUGGAGACACUAAUAUCACUGGGGCAAAAAUGUUGGGGUGGCCGUUUUGACCAUGUGCAAUCUUGUGAAGUAUUCAGAAUUGUUAUCUUUUUUUUGUUCAGUGAUUGUGGCAGUGGAAUUUCUGGAGGUGUUUGAUUUUUGAUAUGAUAUUAUAGAAGAAGUGAUGGCCUGGUCUGCAGAUGUUCAGUGCCAAGCCGUAGGUAUGCUUUAGGGCAGUAAUCUUUACUACGUUCUCCUGCCUACCAUAGCCACAGACAAGAGACCAUCCAGUCUACUGGGCCUGUGGUAGACAGGGGAACGCUCCAAUAGCCAUAACAAUGCCCUGUGCUGCAAUAACCUGAUAGCUAACAAAGAUCAUGAGUACGAAACAAAAUUAUGUGAUAGGAAUCAUGGAGAGGAAAAUUGUUUGAUGUACAAGAUGAUGUCGAUGAUUGUGGUUUCUUGCAAAGCAAAGAGCUUUGGAGAGCAGUAAUUCUAUGUAUUAGAGAGACGUGUAUUUUGGUUCCUGUUUAUGACAAAAGGUCUAAAAAUGUUCAUGUUUAUUUCAAGUUUUGUUUUUUGUUUUGUUAACCAAAAGAGACCUCUGUCUGCUGUUUAACCGGUGCUACAUGUAGUAACUGGGAAGUUAUCGUGGAAAAAAAAGUAUGUAAAAGUACUACAGAGUUUAUAUGAAGAAAAAAAAAUUAUGUCUCUGGAAUGUAAUGUGGCCUGUGACAGCAAAGCUGUACUGUGGUUAAUGUGGGAUCUUAUACUGUACAUUUGUGGCUGUACAAAGAAGAAAUUCUGCCAGUGCCAAGAUUUUGAUGAGUGUCUGGAAGUGCAGACUUUGAUGAUUCGUACUUAAUACAUGGAUUUGUGAACAUGUCUCGUGGGAACCUGCAGUACUCCAUACAGGGGGAGAAAACGCUCGAAUCAGAGUAUUGUGUUUGUGUACAUCACUAUUAAAAGCAUCUGCAGAA
This is a messenger RNA of Branchiostoma belcheri (Belcher's lancelet), 8311 nucleotides long. RefSeq names its product protein piccolo-like. The coding region runs from base 228 to 6932 and encodes 2234 amino acids. Gene Ontology annotation, biological process: regulation of transcription by RNA polymerase II. The record is from RefSeq and is a predicted model, not a curated record. The transcript has 11 exons. Gene Ontology annotation, molecular function: protein binding. Lineage: Eukaryota; Metazoa; Chordata; Leptocardii; Amphioxiformes; Branchiostomatidae. Gene Ontology annotation, cellular component: nucleus.